GAAGCGCAGGCGGAGCGCACGUCCGUCAGCCCGUCGGUCCGCUGGUCCGCCGCCCGUACCCCGAGCGCCUCGGCCCUCCUCGCUGUCCCGCCGUCUUUCUGGCCCAAACUGUGGCCAGGGUACUCAUCAUGGCGACAUUCAUCUCGGUGCAGCUGAAGAAGACCUCGGAGGUGGACCUGGCCAAGCCGCUGGUGAAGUUCAUCCAGCAGACCUACCCGAGCGGCGGGGAGGAGCAGGCCCAGUACUGCCGCGCGGCCGAGGAGCUCAGCAAGCUGCGCCGCGCCGCCCUGGGCCGCCCGCUGGACAAGCACGAGGGCGCCCUGGAGACGCUCCUGAGAUAUUAUGAUCAGAUUUGUGCCAUUGAGCCCAAAUUCCCAUUUUCUGAAAAUCAGAUAUGUUUGACAUUUACCUGGAAGGAUGCUUUUGAUAAAGGUUCACUUUUUGGAGGAUCUGUAAAAUUGGCUCUUGCAAGCUUAGGAUAUGAAAAGAGCUGUGUGUUGUUCAAUUGUGCAGCCUUAGCUAGCCAGAUUGCAGCAGAACAGAACCUGGAUAAUGAUGAAGGAUUGAAAAUCGCUGCUAAACAUUACCAGUUUGCUAGUGGUGCCUUUUUACAUAUUAAGGAGACGGUUUUAUCUGCCUUAAAUCGAGAGCCUACUGUGGACAUAUCUCCAGAUACUGUUGGGACCCUCAGUCUUAUCAUGCUGGCACAGGCCCAAGAAGUAUUUUUUUUAAAAGCUACAAGAGAUAAAAUGAAAGAUGCCAUCAUAGCUAAAUUGGCUAAUCAGGCUGCAGAUUACUUUGGUGAUGCUUUCAAACAGUGUCAGUACAAAGACACUCUCCCCAAGUAUUUUUAUUUCCAGGAGGUGUUCCCCGUCUUGGCUGCAAAGCACUGUAUCAUGCAGGCCAACGCCGAGUACCACCAGUCUAUCCUGGCAAAGCAGCAGAAGAAAUUUGGGGAAGAGAUUGCAAGGUUACAGCAUGCAGCAGAAUUGAUUAAGACAGUGGCAUCUCGCUAUGAUGAAUAUGUCAAUGUGAAGGAUUUUUCUGACAAAAUCAGCCGUGCCCUUACUGCAGCAAAAAAGGAUAAUGAUUUCAUUUAUCAUGAUAGAGUUCCAGACCUUAAAGAUCUAGAUCCUAUUGGCAAAGCCACACUUGUGAAGUCUACCCCAGUAAAUGUACCUAUCAGCCAGAAGUUCACUGAUCUGUUUGAGAAGAUGGUUCCUGUGUCAGUGCAACAGUCUUUGGCUGCAUUUAACCAGAGAAAAGCUGAUUUGGUUAACAGAUCAAUUGCUCAAAUGAGAGAAGCUACCACUUUGGCAAAUGGGGUAUUAGCUUCUCUUAAUCUUCCAGCAGCAAUUGAAGAUGUGUCUGGAGAUACUGUACCUCAGUCUAUAUUGACCAAGUCCACGUCUGUGAUUGAACAGGGAGGUAUCCAGACUGUUGAUCAGUUGAUCAAAGAACUACCUGAACUACUACAAAGAAAUAGAGAAAUCUUAGAUGAGUCACUAAGAUUGUUGGAUGAAGAAGAGGCAACUGAUAAUGAUUUAAGAGCAAAAUUCAAGGAACGCUGGCAAAGAACACCAUCCAAUGAUCUCUAUAAACCUUUAAGAGCAGAGGGUACUGGCUUCAGAACAGUUUUAGAUAAAGCUGUGCAAGCAGAUGGACUAGUAAAAGAACGUUACCAGUCUCAUCGUGACACCAUUUCACUUCUCUGUAAACCAGAACCAGAACUGAACGCUGCUAUCCCCUCUGCUAACCCAGCAAAGACCCUGCAGGGCAGUGAGGUUGUAAAUGUCUUAAAAUCCUUAUUGACAAAUCUUGAUGAAGUAAAGAAGGAAAGAGAGAAUCUUGAGAAUGACCUUAAGUCAAUGAAUUUUGAUAUGACAAGCAAGUUUUUGACAGCUUUGGCUCAAGAUGGUGUGAUUAAUGAAGAAACUCUUUCCAUCACUGAACUGGAUCGAAUCUAUGGGAGUCUUACAACUAAAGUCCAAGAAUCUCUAAAGAAACAGGAGGAACUUCUGAAAAAUAUUCAGGUGUCACACCAGGAAUUUUCAAAAAUGAAACAGUCUAACAAUGAAGCUAAUUUAAGAGAAGAAGUUUUGAAGAAUUUAGCUACUGCAUAUGACAACUUUGUUGAACUUGUAGCUAAUUUGAAGGAGGGCACAAAGUUUUAUAAUGAGCUGACUGAAAUCUUGGUCAGGUUCCAGAACAAAUGCAGUGAUAUAGUGUUUGCACGGAAGACAGAAAGAGAUGAACUCUUAAAGGACUUGCAGCAAAGCAUUGCCAGAGAACCUAGUGCUCCCUCAAUUCCUACACCUGCGUAUCAGUCCUCUCCCGCAGGAGGACAUGCACCAGCUCCUCCAACUCCAGCUCCAAGAACCAUGCCGCCUUCUAAGCCCCAACCCCCAGCCCGCCCGCCACCUCCUGUGCUUCCAGCAAACCGAGCUGCUUCUGCUACUGCCCCAGCUCCAGUGGGGACUGGGAGUGCAACACCAGCUCCAACACCAGCUCCAUCACAAACCCCUGGCUCAGCUCCCCUUCCACAGGCCCAGGGACCACCAUACCCCACCUAUCCAGGAUAUCCCGGGUAUUGUCAAAUGCCCAUGCCCAUGGGCUAUAAUCCUUAUGCCUACGGCCAGUAUAAUAUGCCAUACCCACCAGUGUAUCACCAGAGCCCUGGGCAAGCUCCAUACCCAGGACCCCAGCAGCCUUCAUACCCCUUCCCUCAGCCCCCACAGCAAUCAUACUAUCCACAGCAGUAAUAUGUCUACUCAGAAGCUCGGCGGGUUCAGUUCAGAGGGAAAGAAGUACCAACUCUGCAAUAAGUGUACUAAACUCUGCGCCCUGGUUAAUGUAGUGUACUUUACUGAAUGCAGUGUAUAAUUUCUGUCUGCGGCUAAAAGCUAAAAGCUAUGCCCCAGUUCCACAUUUGAUUGAACACGUGGAAUUUGCUGCUGUUGCAGUAUAAACACUAGGUAUAAUAGGAUUUGAAAUAAAUUACAUUACAGUUCAUAAAAGUUGAAAAUGAGAAAUUAAACCUGCAAGUGAAAUGUUUGAAAGUAGCUUAUUUUAUACAUAAGUUGUGGUUGGGACAUCAGACCCUUAUAAAAAUGGUUUAAGUACUGAUGUUCAAAGAAACUAAAUUUUCUUUAUCUUUUGGUUUAUUGAUUUGGUUUAAUUUCCAUUAUGAUAUUUUACAUAAUCAAGACAUUGUAAAUCUUAUAAUUUAAAAAUAAAUUACUUAAGAACAGUUGUCAUUGUUAUGUUUUGUCAUUGAUUCUCAUUAUUGUCUAAUUCCUUUCUGGUAUUAGUCUCAUUUUGUAUGUUCACACGUUAAGCAGAAACUGUGUUUAAGUGCACAAAUAGUGCAAGUUAAUAGUCAGGUUCAAGAACAUUUUAUAGGAAAACCAAAAGAAUAGUAUCAUAAUUUAUCUUUCAUAUGCUGAUUAAUAAAUUAAUUUUGACAUUUAUUUUAAAAAAGUCCAACAAUGUGGAAGAAACACACAGUUGUUACCAAAGAUUCUUCAAGUAAAUGUACAAAUAUAUAUAUUUAAUGUAUUAUUGUUAGCUUCUAGAAAUCAAUGCAAAUUCUGGUAAUGAUUCUUUAAUCUUUCAUAACCUGGUUAAAUAAAUAAAUGUCAUUGAUAAUACUAUCUAAUGUAAUAGAAUUGUUCGGAGAAAAUUUACUGUACCCUUCCACUUUUUCCACUUUCUUAACCUAGUAAUGUUUAAUGCACAAUGUAUAUGAAUAGAUCUAAGCCCCUGCCCCCCUUCGCUCCUAAAAGAUUGGAUUAUUUUAUAAUGUAGGGAUCACACAAAACAAUUGGGACCACAUACAAAUUCUGGAAUAGGCUAUGUAUUAUUUGCUGUUACUUUCUCCUGUUAGGAUAUUUAGUCACUGUAUGAACCUCAGUAAAAACAAUAAAGAUUCAGCAUGCAGAUGAUGAGAUGAGAAAGGUGUGAGUUGUCCAGUGUCACAGGGAGGACUGUUUUAUGUGAGGUUCAUUUUUGAUCACAUUAGGCAUAUGAGUUGAUCUCCAGUGAAUCUAUGUUAUUUUCUGAGUUUUAAUGCUGACUUUUCUUGCAUUAUUGUUUUAUUUAAAUUAUACUGUCAUUUGGUCCACUGUUGUUUUCAUUGAUAAUUUAGAUUCAUAUUUAAAAUGUUAGACUAAAAGUAUGAUUGUAAAAGGGAGUAAAUUGGUUUAAAAUAUAUGUAUAUUUAAAAAAUCUUAUUUUGUUGUAUGUAGAAAACACAGACAUGUUAAUUCAAUACAAGUGACCUUUGAUGACAUGGAAUAUUGAAAUUGGUUUGCAGUCCAGUAGUUAAGCCCUGGCAAAAACAGUUUUUUACAUACAUUGCUAAGUUUUAAUACUUUGGAUUCAUCAAAGUGUGAGAUGGGUUUGACUCCUUUGUAAAUGGCAUUGAAGUUCUACAUUCUCACCAUUUGGGGUAUCUUAUACUUAACAUAAGACACCCAGUAAGAGUUAGGGAUCUCCCAAAUUGCUAAUUUAUAAUUCUUAAUAUAUGCAGAAACAAGGCAAAAAGCAAAAUUGGCCUGAAUAUUCUCUUGGGGAAAAAAGGCAAUAAGGGAAAGGGUAAAUGCAUCAGAUAUCCAAAAGAGAAGUAUAAGGCCAGUUAGCUAAGCUGCAUCUGCUCAAAGAGGUGAGGGAAAGUGGUUUAGAACUCCCAGAAAAGGAGCCUUCAGGACUUGCCCAGUUAGCAAAUCCUUUUUUAUGCAGUGACUCAGACCCAUUUUCUCAUCCAUUUACUCAUCCUUUAGAUUGUUAAAGAUACUUUCUUUUGGUCAUCCCCGUUCAGGUACACGUGACCAAAUCUUCAGCGCUUCAUUGCUGGAUUUGUCUUCACAGGUUUUUCUGGUUUCCUUAAGGUGAUAUGCAAAGAAGCCUUUUCUUACAUGUAUUUUACAUUCUAGCAAACAAGAAGGAAAUCCUCUUUGGGAUUGUGUUUGUUACCAGACUUCUUAAUCCUUUGCUUAGCUUCCUGUGUUCAACAAAAUACCCCAAGAUGUUAUGGAUAGUGCUGUUUAUUUGGAGAUAGGAGGAUUCUGUUCUGUGGUUGAGAUAUGUAGUUCCCAUGUAGGCUUUUUUGUUAUCUAACUAAACUAAAGGAACCAUCCCAUAUAAGUUGGAUUUUGCAGUACUGUUUUAAAAUGGAUUAAUAAUGGAGCUCUAUGUAGAAGAACUAGUCAGAAGUGGGAGAAAAACUGUCUUUUAUUUCUUGUUCCUAGUUAACAACAGAUGACCUGACUUUUCAGUCUGGUACAAAGCAUUGAGCUAAAGAGAACUAUUCCUCUACUCCUUGAUCUUAAGAAAUCCAGUCAUGUCACUGCAAUUAAAUCUUUGUGAGAUAUCUUUGUACCCAUACCCCAACUUCUUUGUAGUUUAUAAUGACUUGCCCCAUCUAAGUGCUUACAGGAAAAAAACCAGGUGGAUUUCACAGAGCCUUCAGUGAUCCCACUGCUCUAUCCCAGUCAGCAGCCUUUCUAGUCAAAGCAGAUUUUAAAAUGUUUUCCAUUAGAACUUUACACUUUGCAAAAGUGUUUUGUAUACAUUUUCUAAUUUCAUAAACAGGAUAAAAUAUAAUUUAAGUAGGUUUCAGUUUGCUAAUGGGGAUUUUUUCCCCUUAUGAUUAGUAUUAUCUUGAAGAAUCUUGCUACAACCCAGUGUUACUUCAUUUUUUAAAAACUUCUGAAAUUAUUAGUUGAUUCACAAUACAAAACAGGAUACAAAGCAGGAAGAAAAAACCUGCUAUAGUCUUACAAAUUGCUGGUUUAAAUACAGACUUUAGAACUAAAUGGUUGAUUAUAAGAUUUACAUGGAAGAGAAAAGAAGGAAAAUUAUAUUUUUAAAGAAAGAGAAUAUUCAGGCUUUAUUUCUGGUAUGAAGUUUAUAUUUUUAAAAAAGGUCCUAUAUUAUCACACCAGAGAUUUUAGAUUCUUUUCUGGUUACAAACAUUGCUGGUAGUUGGAUUAUAUUUUUAUUGUAUUCAUUUCUCUUAGGGGGAAAAUUGUAAAGAAACAAAAAGGUUCCAGAUGAAUGUAUCCUAGAAAUAAAGGUUGAAAGAUUCUUAA
Chinchilla lanigera (long-tailed chinchilla) is the source of this 6092-nucleotide messenger RNA. It is a transcript of the gene Pdcd6ip, whose product is annotated as programmed cell death 6 interacting protein. The record is from RefSeq and is a predicted model, not a curated record. Gene Ontology annotation, molecular function: protein binding. Gene Ontology annotation, biological process: mitotic cytokinesis. NCBI's taxonomy places the organism in Eukaryota, Metazoa, Chordata, Mammalia, Rodentia, Chinchillidae. The coding region runs from base 129 to 2762 and encodes 877 amino acids. Gene Ontology annotation, cellular component: endosome. The transcript has 18 exons.